UCUCAACAACAUCGUCCAUGGCUUGUAGCAGGUGAUUGACCCAAUGGACGUUAGGUUAGAAUCAAGAUGACUGCAGUAACGUUAUUGUAAAAAGAAGUAAGAAAAUACAGAGUAAUAAAAAUGCUUUUUCAAUCUUCAUCCUAGCUAAUAGGUACCGAAGACCAAGCGGUGAGAGUCUUCUCUCUCCUUCCUCAUCUUGUACUCGGGGCAUGGACUGGGCUGCUCCUGAGAUUCAUGGAUUUUCGGGAUCACCAUGCUCCGCCGCGAAGGUUGCGCAAUUGGUUUAAGUGGAAAAACAAGGGGGAACGCCAAUUUCAUUACAAUGAAGUUUCAGAUUCCGAUGAAGACGAAGACAUUGAUUGCUCGGAGAACGGAAGUGCUAGGUCCUUGGACAUGGGAUCUUUCAUUCUAACAAAUGAGCUCAGAGUCUUCGUGGGUACAUGGAAUGUUGCUGGAAGGUCUCCUGUAGGGAGCUUAGCUGUAGACUUGGACGACUGGUUGAACCUCAAGGACCCAGCUGAUAUUUAUGUUCUUGGCUUUCAAGAGGUUGUUCCUUUGAAGGCUCGUAACGUGAUCGGAGCAGAAGAUACAACGGUGGCAACAAAAUGGAACUCCCUCAUCGGAAAGACCCUCAACAAUAAAUUUGGGUGCCCUUGGUUGACGCCCAUGUUGCACCCGGUCUCCGGCGACAAUUACUAUAAUCGACAAACACCAGGCCACGUCACGACCCCUGCGAGAGACCGGCCGAGGACGACGCUGCAAGAGGAGGAAGCAGAUGGUGCGUCCAGUAAGUACAAGCUGAUGGCGAGCAAAAAGAUGGUCGGCAUAUUCAUUAGCGUUUGGAUGAAGAGGGAUUUGGUUAAGAAUUAUUGCAUCUCCAACGUGAAGGGCUGCUCAGUUGCUUGUGGAAUUAUGGGUUAUUUGGGAAACAAGGGAUCGGUUUCAGUUAGCAUGUCGAUCGAAGGAACCAGUUUUUGCUUUAUUGCUGCGCACCUAGCUUCCGGUGAGAAGAAAGGCGAUGAAAUGAGGAGGAAUUAUCAAGUCGCCGAGAUCUUCAGACGAACUUCAUUCCCUCGACUCCCUCAGGAUGACGAUAACCCACAUCCUCUGAGCAUCUUAGGACAUGACCGGAUAUUCUGGCUAGGGGAUCUGAAUUACAGAUUGUGCUUGGAGGACGGUUUGGCAAGGCAACUGAUAAGGAAGCAAGACUGGAGAUCAUUGCAAAAGUUUGAUCAGCUUCGGAAGGAACAAGAGGAUGGUGGCGUCUUCCAAGGCUGGAGGGAAGCGAGCAUAGAGUUCGCUCCUACCUACAAGUACUCUUCUUCCAACUGUAAUCGUUACUCCGGUGGUCUCCCUAGCAGAGCCGGAGAGAAGCAAAGAACUCCAGCAUGGUGCGAUAGGAUCCUGUGGUAUGGUAAAGGCGUAAAGCAACUGUGUUAUCACCGAAGCGAGAGUAGAUUCUCGGAUCACAGGCCGGUUUGUGCUGUCUUCUCCAGCCAGAUCGAAGUCGUAAAAUCCAUGAAUCCCCCCAAGGUUACCAGUGUUGCGGUCAUCUCUCCCCUGAUCACCCAGAGCGAGGGAAAGGUCGAGGGCAGGAGUACGCUACAGGCAUCGAUGAUGAGAGACAUUAAUGAAGCAUCAUCCAAGAAGACACCGUUGCCAUUCCCAUCCUUUUAAAUAAUUUCUCAUAGCUACUAUAGAUGCAUCACAGCUGCUGCUAUUGCUAACGCACUAUAUCUUCAUCUUAUUUGAUUUGUAUAAAACUAAGACAGGUCUUUCCGCUUUCCUUCUUGUAA
Nelumbo nucifera (sacred lotus) is the source of this 1796-nucleotide messenger RNA. Its product is annotated as type I inositol polyphosphate 5-phosphatase 4-like. NCBI's taxonomy places the organism in Eukaryota, Viridiplantae, Streptophyta, Magnoliopsida, Proteales, Nelumbonaceae. Gene Ontology annotation, molecular function: phosphatidylinositol-4,5-bisphosphate 5-phosphatase activity; inositol-polyphosphate 5-phosphatase activity; phosphatidylinositol-3,4,5-trisphosphate 5-phosphatase activity. Gene Ontology annotation, biological process: phosphatidylinositol dephosphorylation. The record is from RefSeq and is a predicted model, not a curated record.